GUCACCUUACGUUACUACUUUACUGGAUUCUUUUCGUGUCAUGAUACUGAGAUUUCGCAUCGCUUUCAUCACUACUAUUUUGUGCUCUAUAUGCUCAGCUCUGGACGUGCACUGCGACGCCGUUGGUUCAAUGGGCAGGAGUGCUGUCAUGUUGCAGACAGAGACAGGAGAUGUUCAGAAGGUCCAACAUAUCGGCGAGAAAGACAAAGCGAUUCCAGUGCAGCUGACACCUGAGACGCCUGAGGGUGAGAAGGCCUGAGGGUGAGAAGGCCAUUUUCAGAGAAAGGGUUGAGCUUUCAAGAGCAUCAACUCUCUUCCAGGUCAAUUCCUUUCACGGGUGAUUUGCCGAGUCUGAGAAAAAGACAGUUCUUUGAUUUCUCUGAACUGAUGGAUGGAUUUGUCUCUCAGCCCCAUGCGCCAGGAUGCUUCGCACGAAGGUCAUGCAGAAACUGGCAGGCAACAGAAAGGUGUGCACAGUUUUGAGAAAAGCCUACUGAUUGCUGGAAGUAUUGUGACCCUUUUGUCUAUCCUUGCAGUCAUUGCUUAUGCGUUUACCAGAAACUGAGCACUGAAAAGCGUCUCUCAUCCAGGAUUCAUUUUUACAGCAAGCUUUGGCACUCACAGAGUGAGAUCUGAAGGCGUCUCUGCCGAAGGCGUCCAGCAGACUGUAUCGCGUUAGAGUGAGUUUGAUCGAAGGCUCUGCUGUGACAAGACAGGGCCCUUUGAAAAGCCUCGGUCUUUGUUCUUAGGCCUGUUUCUGGCCUGUGGAAGCUGCAAGAACACAAGUUUCAACAUUUGAGAAUACCCACAA
Durusdinium trenchii is the source of this 811-nucleotide messenger RNA. The record is from the annotation of a GenBank genome assembly. Lineage: Eukaryota; Dinophyceae; Suessiales; Symbiodiniaceae.